CAGGCGGACGCAAGCGAGGCGGGGAAGCACCGCGUGGCAAGGACCAAGAUCACCAACAAGGAUUUCGAGAAGUUUGACAUCAAUCCGGAGGCAAUCCUGUGCGGCGCGGACAAGCGCACGACCGUCAUGGUCAGGCACCUGCAGGGGAUUUGUGCAAGGAGGGACUUCCUGUCGUUUCUGGACAGGUGCGGCCUCGGUAAUCGGUAUUCGUUCUUCUACAUGCCGUGCAAGGAGCAUCGUAAUGUUCCAGCAGGCUUCGCCUUCGUGAACUUUGCGUCGCCGCACGACGUGCACACCCUCUACGGCGCGGUGGCGAGCGGCCUCUGGCGGGAGGUGUGCGGCAACUCGCCCACGAAGUUGCCCGCCGUGAGCUACGCCCGCUUCCAGGGCCACGACGACCUGGUGCAGCAUUUCAGCCUGUCGGUCGUGAUCCAAGAGCAGGA
Prorocentrum cordatum is the source of this 443-nucleotide messenger RNA. The record is from the annotation of a GenBank genome assembly. NCBI's taxonomy places the organism in Eukaryota, Dinophyceae, Prorocentrales, Prorocentraceae.